Penicillium atrosanguineum is the source of this 1317-nucleotide messenger RNA. RefSeq lists its product as uncharacterized. The record is from RefSeq and is a predicted model, not a curated record. The transcript has a single exon. The coding region runs from base 1 to 1317 and encodes 438 amino acids. Lineage: Eukaryota; Fungi; Ascomycota; Eurotiomycetes; Eurotiales; Aspergillaceae.
AUGUCCGCUUCAUUCAGUGUACCUCCUCUCGAGGCCGACUUUCCUUUCGACAUCAUUUCUCACCUCAUCCCCGUCUCUCCAUUUCGCGAAUACCCGCAUGCCAUAUCGGACGAAAAAAAAGGUGUCCACUUAUCGGUCAAACAAUACAUUCCUCGAAAUGAACCAUUUAGAUACGAAGACACGGUCCCGAUUACCAUCCUCGCAUCAGGAGGCGUAGGAUUCAUUAAAGAGCUCUACGAGCCUCUUUUUGCAGAAUUACUAUGCAAAGCACGCCAGAAUGGAACCAUCAUCCAAUCAAUCUGGAUCGCAGAUAUGUACAACAUCGGCGAAAGCGCUGUGGCAAAUCGACACAACCUAGGUUGCGACCCCGCCUGGACCGACCACUCACGCGAUUUAAUGGACGUGAUAUACCACUUCCGCGACAAAAUGACGCGACCGAUAAUCGGACUCGGCCACUCCUUUGGCUGUAAUCAGCUUUUCAGCUUGUCAAACUGGCAUCCCAAUCUCUUCCACUCUCUCGCGUUCAUCGAGCCGGGUAUUGAUCCUUUAUAUGGAAUGGGAACGACAAUCGGUUGGGCGAACGCGAUUCUGAAAUUCAAAGAUGCGUAUUCGACGAGACAAGAAGCGGAAACUCAAUUGUUCAGGUUGCAUAACGCCAAAGCUUGGGAGAGGAGCGUCAGUGAGCGGUUCAGAGAAUAUGGUGUUUAUGGAAGAGAGGGAGAGAAAGGCGAAGAGUGGGCUAUUACAACGCCCAGAAAUCAACUGGUUGCUUUGAUAGGUCGGAUGAACCCGACAGGCGUUGGUCGCGGGCCUGGUGGUAUGGCUGAUGUGACUCUGGCCGAUCGAGAAUCCGUCCCUGAUGCUGACCCGGAGGGACAUCAAUUGGGUCAUUUCUACCGACCUGAACUGAAGAAAGCUUGGGAUAUGUUGCCGAAUAUGCGACCAUGGGCACUUUAUAUUGGGGGAAACAAUUCGCCUGCCUUUGGGCCUGUGAAGGUUCGGGAGGAGAGGCUCCGUCUGACUGGGAUCGGUGUUGGAGGAAACGGAGGAGUGAAACUCGGCGCCGUGAAGCAGGUUGUGAUUGAAGACGGGGAGCAUACUAUGACUUUUGAUCGCAAUCUGUACAAAGUGGCAGGUCAUGUGGCGGAUUUCCUUGCUACCGAGUCUAAGCGUUGGGCAGAAGGGCCCAAAAUGCGGCAGGAUAAGUGGCUGCAGAAGAGCUUGGAGGAGAGACAGAGCGUUGGACAAGAUUUUGUCGACGGUUUGGCAGAGGAGAAGAAGAGGAUGAGACUGGCUCAGAGACAGGGCAAAUUGUAG